GAUACCGGACUAGCAUAUAAUGGACAAGAUGAACCCCCCACGUCCAUGAAUCCAAUUGGCCCUGAAAGCUUUUCGCAAAUCACCUUCACAAACAUAAAGCCGUCUUAUAUACCUAGAACUGAUAUCCAAUGCAACUUUUACAAAAGACAAGAAUUCCAGUCUGGCUCCAAAGACUGGGUGGGAAUUUUUAAGGUUGGAUGGCAAACCACAAAAGAAUAUUACACAUGGAUUUCACUAUCAAGUAGUGUGGAGAACGAGGUUCUAUUCAAAGCCUAUUAUCUGCCAAAAGAUGAUGAAUACUAUCAAUUCUGCUAUGUGGACCAGAAUGGAGAAGUUCGGGGAGUCAGCACCCCUUUCCAGUUCAAAGAGGAUGAUAAUGAAAUUGUGAUAGUGACAACACAGGAGGAAAUGGAAAACAUAACCGAGGAGAACACAAGGCUUAAGAAAAAAAACCAGGAUCAGGCUGAGAUGAUCCAGACCCUACAGGCUCAGUUACACACUGCUACAGAGAAGAACAACACACUGGAGAAGGAAAAUAUGGAUCAGGCUGAGAUGAUCCAGACCCUACAGGCUCAGUUACACACUGCUACAGACAAGAACAACACACUGGAGAAGGAAAAUAUGGAGUUGCAAGUCCAAGUGAAAAACCUUAAAGAGGAAAUAGAAACAAUGAAGAGGGACAAUCUAGAAAUAAAGCUACAACAAAUUGGACUGCAGGAUUUAGAAACAGAAUUGGAGCAAAAGACCAUGGAUUUGGAAAAAAUAGAGGCUAAAUAUAAAAAGUUGCAGAGUGAGAAUGAAGCCAAGAACCAAGCAAUAGUGAACCUCACUGGUCUAUUAAAAAGCUGUAAAGAAGAAGUCGCCCAACAGAAACAAAAGUUUGAGGUGCAAGCAAGUAUGUUGGAAAAAGAGAAAAAACUGAAAGAGGAGUUACAGCAUUCACUGGAGAAUGAGAAAAUGAAGGCAAUGGACCUGGAGAGCAAUUCCAAGAAUAAUACUACAAUACUCAGGACAGCAGAAGACUCUAAAAUCAAAUUACAACAGCAGCUGGCUUUACAGCAGGAGCAUUUGAAGAAAAUGGAGAACGAUAAGAAGAUUAAUGACAACUUAGAGGAAUUGAAUGACAGACAGGAGGAUGGUGUCAAAGUCGCCUCUUCUUGGGGAUAG
Molecule: messenger RNA, 1167 nt
Organism: Nanorana parkeri
Lineage: Eukaryota; Metazoa; Chordata; Amphibia; Anura; Dicroglossidae
Gene: CALCOCO2
Product: calcium binding and coiled-coil domain 2
Exons: 13
Coding region: 46-1167 (373 amino acids)
Source: RefSeq, a predicted model, not a curated record